GCUUCGCCUGCGGGACGUCGAGAUUCGUGAUGGUUUAUUUCUACGACACUGAUGUCGUUCUAGUGACGCAAACAAACAGGAUGCGAAUACAAUAUCAUUUCCAUUAAAAUGUACAACGCUUUUUCGAUCAGUGUUUUGAACAUCUCGUGACUUAGUGCAGGAAUAACAAGUUCAUUGAAUUCUGCAACCAUGGUUUGUUUGGGAUAUUGGAAGAUUUAAUUUAUAUUUAGGCAAUUGAAGGCGCCAUUUCCAAGUCUUAAACGUGUCGUGGUGGCUUCUGGCAAUCCUGAUAAUUUCGCCAACGGCACAGAAGUAAACUGCAUGGCUAUCGGGUUCGGCCUUACUAAUGGAGAAAAAUGGUCGAAUGAAGGGCUUAUGAUUGAUGCCGUUAUCAGAUAUGGCAAACCACCAUGUAUAUCUGGUAGGAGGUCACUCGAUAAAGAGUUUUUAUGUGCCAAAACCGAAAACAAAACGGUGUGUAGUGGAGAUAGCGGUAGUCUGUUGAUAUGUGGUGAACAGCAGUACGGCAUAACUAUUCAUACGAGAAAUUUAAAGAUGGCAGGUGAAGCGAAGUGCGGUAUCGAUACAGUCGAAGACAAAUACUUAUUCGUCUAUAAUUAUAAAGACUGGAUAUCUUCGUAUAUAGACCCCCCUAAAAAAGAAGAAAAGUCAUAUUGUCCAAUAAUCAAGCCAUUAGUUAGUACGAUGUUCGUUGCAUUCAUGCUACUCGAAAAAAAUUAGAAAGCUGCAUAUACUACAUUUUAAAUAAAUAAUUAUAUAUGUAUUAGUUUUAUCAAAUACAAUGGCGUUCUA
Messenger RNA from Sipha flava (yellow sugarcane aphid), 813 nucleotides. RefSeq names its product alpha-fibrinogenase albofibrase-like. Gene Ontology annotation, molecular function: serine-type endopeptidase activity. NCBI's taxonomy places the organism in Eukaryota, Metazoa, Arthropoda, Insecta, Hemiptera, Aphididae. The record is from RefSeq and is a predicted model, not a curated record. The transcript is spliced from 3 exons. Gene Ontology annotation, biological process: proteolysis. The coding region runs from base 322 to 741 and encodes 139 amino acids.